Molecule: messenger RNA, 450 nt
Organism: Kogia breviceps (pygmy sperm whale)
Lineage: Eukaryota; Metazoa; Chordata; Mammalia; Artiodactyla; Physeteridae
Gene: S100Z
Product: S100 calcium binding protein Z
Molecular function (GO): calcium ion binding; calcium-dependent protein binding
Source: RefSeq, a predicted model, not a curated record
AUGCCGGGUGAUGGCAGCAGCUGGAUGACAGAGCUGGUCAAUACAGCAGGAGGAGCAACUACCAACACGCCCACCCAGCUGGAGAUUGCCAUGGACACCAUGAUUAGAAUCUUCCACCGCUACUCCUGCAAGGAGGGGGACAGGUUCAAGAUGAAAGGGGAGCUGAAAAUGCUCCCGCAGGGAGACCUUGCAGAAUUCCUCUCGUGUCAAAAGGAUCCCGAGUUGGUUGAUAAGAUAAUGCAGGACCUGGAUGCCAAUAAGGACAAGGAAGUGGAUUUUAAUGAAUUCGUGGUCAUGGUGGCAGCUCUGACAGUUGCUUGCAAUGAUUACUUUGUAGAACAAUUGAAGAAGAAAGGAAAGACAAGGACAGGUUUCGUGGAAGACAGGUUUUCCACGGACAGACGGGAUGCGGGUGGGGAAUGGUUCAAGCGGAAAUGCAAGCUAUGGUGA